This is a messenger RNA of Dermacentor andersoni, 4346 nucleotides long. RefSeq names its product zinc finger protein Lobe (gene L). Lineage: Eukaryota; Metazoa; Arthropoda; Arachnida; Ixodida; Ixodidae. Gene Ontology annotation, biological process: regulation of transcription by RNA polymerase II. The record is from RefSeq and is a predicted model, not a curated record. Gene Ontology annotation, molecular function: DNA-binding transcription activator activity, RNA polymerase II-specific; RNA polymerase II cis-regulatory region sequence-specific DNA binding. Gene Ontology annotation, cellular component: nucleus.
AGUAAUUCUAGCAAUAUAUAGUAAGGACGCGUGCCGACUGUGACCAAGGCCAUUUGCUUGUCAACCGUCCACAUACUUCAUUUCAUUUUCAGGUUUAGUUUCCCCAUCCUUCAUUUCCACGUGGACGGUGCAGCACACCCUUGUCACGUAUUUAAGUAUCGACACCGGGGAAACAACUUUAGCAGUGCAUUUAAAAACUCUGCGUGAAAGUAAACAGAAAAUGAGUGAAAAGCAUCUUGCGCGAAAAAAAAAAAAUGAACGCCGCAAGUGUUGCGGCGUUGUGAUGGUGCGAUAGUGCGCGAAUACGACGGUGACCGUCGCGACGGCACUAUGGUCCGCCCUGUUGCGUAAAGGCGCUCUUGUCUCGCGCGUACACCCGAAGACACCAGCAGAUGGACGCGCCGCGGGGCGGCAGCGUUUCCACGGGGUGCGUCCCACCCGCGUCGCGUGCGAGCUGGCACAUCGCUUAGCGUGGACACCGUCGACGGCCUCCCUAAAGUGCGCGGCUGGGCGAGUGCGCGGCGUGAGAGACCCCCUGCGGAGCGCACGUUCGUCAAGCGCCGGCGACCCGGGGCCCGCGCUCGGCGAAGACGCGCACGCGAGGUUCAUUAGCCGCCACCGCCGCGCACUCGCACACACAGUCGCACCUGCCGGCCAGAAGGGAGCCCGCCACCCAUGUCUUCUCUUGGCAGCGCUUGGCCGGUGUUUCUCGAGCGCCCGGCAAAGGGCGAAUAAAAAAAAAAAGGAAAACAGAAAGAAAGAGACAGAAAAGGCAGCGAGAGAAGCGGUCGCUCGUACCUGGCCGAGAGCAUAAAUAAAGGCGUACAGCGAGUCUCCGUAAUGAAGACAUCGUCUGAGAGCCCCCACGCUCUCUCUCGGCGCGCCGGAGAGAAAGCCGGUGGUCGUAUAAUCACCAGGGUGACCCAGCGAGGGGGAAGGGAGGAAGAAGCGGGCAACAAGAGAGCCCAGAGGGGGUGCGCGCUCUGUGGGAGGUCGCGUGCUGCGGCCCCCCUCGGGACCCCCCCGGCGCCCUCUUCCUCCGGGGGGUCCCGCCUCCCCGUGGGUAGCCCCGCUCGCCCGCUCUCCGCGCGAGUCGACCGCCGCUGGCCGACACACUCGCAUCGCGCGCGCCGCUCUGUCCGGGACUUGGUGCGGGAUGUGCCGAGAGAUGGCCGCCUCGGACCCCGGCUCCGACGUGGACGUCGACGGCACCGAGGAGCUCGACGUCGGCUCCGAAUCGCAGCCGCAGGAAGUGCUGGCCGCCGCGACGGCUCGACUCGGGGCAGCCCCGGGCGGCGGCGCAGGCACGCCCUCGUCGUGGCGCUCUUCGUCCGGCAGCCCCGAGGACGAGCUGACGUCGGCGUCACUGUCGCCCCCUCCCUCGCUGCUGGCCGGCGGCCCGGCGUCGGCCUCCUGCUCCGACUCCGAGCUGUCCUUCACCAUCGGCGUCACAGAGGCGACGCCCUACGCCUGCCACUUCUGCGACAAGGCCUUCCCCAGGCUCAGCUACCUCAAGCGACACGAACAGGUGCACAGUGACCGGAUGCCGUUUCGGUGCGACUUCUGCCAGCGGCUGUUCAAGCACAAACGCAGUCGCGACCGGCACGUGAAGCUGCACACGGGAGACCGCAAGUACCGGUGCUCGCAGUGCGAGGCGGCCUUCUCGCGCUCCGAUCACCUCAAGAUCCACAUGAAGACUCACGACCACGCCAAGCCCUUCCAGUGCGCCAUGUGCAACCGCGGCUACAACACCGCGGCGGCCCUCACCUCGCACAUGCAGAAUCACCGCAAGAGCGCCGCCGCCGUCAAUGGCCUCGAGCCGUCGGCCGCGCUCUCCCGGCCCGGCUCGAGCCUGGCGUCGGCUAACGGAGCGGCGACGCUCGCUGCAGUCGGCAACCCCGCCGACAAUGGAUCGACGUCCAUGUCGCGGGAGGACAGCUCCUCGUGCUCAACUGACAAGCUGAGCCUAACCGGUGGCAGCCCUGGUCCGGGCAGCGUUGAAGUCCAAGCAAACGGAUGCAAAUCGAUGUCCGAGCGGGCCGGCAGCACGAGUCCCCGCGACGGAGGGGAGCCGCUGGCGUGCGGCUUUUGCAGCCGGCGCGACUUCAGCAGCCUGGAGGCGCUGCAGGCGCACGUGCGCGCCUCCCACGUUCCCUUCUCGGCGGCCUCGCUGGUGGGGCCGUCGCACCAACUGCGGCCGGAGCCCAGCGGCCGCUCGGUGUCCCGCCAGUCGCCGCCGGCCGCCACCACGGCCUCGUCUGUGGUGGACGCGUCGUACGAGUGCGAGUACUGCGGCAUGAAGCUACCCAGCGUCCACGCCCUGCAGACUCACACGCUGGCUGCUCACAGCUUCAGCGAGGUGCUGAGCAAGCGCAUGUCGGCCAUGAUGGGGGCCGACUCCGGCGGCGGACCUUUGCUGUGCAGCCAGUGCGGCGCCGCGUCGCCAGACUUCGAGUCGUUCCGGGCGCACCUGGCGUCGCACCUAGAAGGACGCAUGUCACGCUGCUGCCCCGAGUGCCGCGCCGAGUUCCCGUCCUCGCAGCAACUCGAGGCGCACGUUGCCGCGCACUUCCUGGCCACGUCGGUCGAGUACGGCUGCCAGGCGUGCCUAAAGCUCUUCGCGCGGCCUGACGAGCUACAGAAGCACCUGCUUGACGUUCAUGCCCACCACCUUUACCGCUGUGCGCUCUGCCGGGACGUGUUCGACUCCAAAGUUGGAGUCCAGGUUCACUUCGCCGUCAAGCACAGCAACGAGUGCCAAGUAUUCAAGUGUAGCGCUUGCAACGCCGCCUACCGGUCUGAGCCAGAGUUCGCUCUUCACGUUCAAGUCACGCACUUAGCGAAGGCUGCGCCCUACCGGUGCCUGUUGUGUGACCAGACAUUUGCUAGCGAGCCCCUGCUCCAAAGCCACCUGGACACGCACGGCAAACAAUUCGCGUGUGCCCUGUGCAGUCAAGCCUUUCACGUAGAAUUCCUGCUCGAGAAACACAUGCAGGCUUGUCACGCGGCCGACCUCACCUUGCACCCGGACGGUGUGCAGAACCUGAGCGUCAAGUCGAGGAUCAAGGACAUCAAGUGCGAAAUCUGCGACCAGGCGUUUGGAGCGGACGCCCUGCUCGCGGCGCACCGCAAGCAAGUGCACAACGUACGCUCUUCGUCGCAGAAGUCGGUGAGCCUGCUGUGCGCGUAUUGCAACGAACCAUGCAAGUCCCGCUCGGACCUAGAGAACCACAUGAAGAGUCACACGGCAAGCCCCAGUAAGCACAAGUGCAACAUCUGCGACGAGAUGUGCCCCUCGGCCACCACGCUGGCCGAGCACAAGCUGACGCACUGCAAGGUCGUCAAGGGCUCCAUGUGUGCCGGCUGCCGCGAGGUCCUUCGAUCCGAGGACCAGUUCUUGACGCACGUCAACUCUCACGGUGGAGGUCCCGCCUUGCCGCUACCCUGCGUGGUGUGCCGCCAGACGCUCAUGUCUCAGGUGGAACUGCGCAUGCACGCGCGCUUUCACGUGGCGCACUGCGACAAGGGCUCGCUAUGUUGCGUCUGCGAGCGACCCCUGGACGCGGCCAGCCGCAUCAUCACCGGCCGCCAGCAGGAGCGCCAGUCGUUCAUGUGCAAGGACUGCUUCCACGCCAAGGGCGUCCAGGACCAGGGCCGCUGCCCCGAGUGCCGCAUCAAGUUCGAGUCGCCACUCGAGCUCGAACAGCACGUGCGCAGCAGCCACGGCGGCUGAGUAGUCCCUCGACGGUGUGCACCGUGCGCGACACCAGUGCACCUCGCAAACUCGAAACAAUCAAACGCGCCCGCGGUCUUUCUGUUAACUUAUUUCUCUUCCGUGGCGCGCCUCCCGUGUUCUCCCAGUCCUGACUCGAGGCAAAUCGCAACACGUCUAUUCAGAAGUUAUACCUCCUAAUAUAUCUGAUCAUCUUGUCAAAAAAGAAAAAAAAGGGGGCGUGUGUGGUCUUCAGGCUGUUCUUACCCGAGUGCUUCUCCGGUGAAGAAUUUCACCCAACCGUGUAAAUACAAGUAAUUCAUAUUCAUCGCCACGUUUUUGUUCUAUGUAUUGACAUCAUAAAGCAGGGUAUGAAACUGCAUACAUUUUAAGCUGCGGUUGUUUUAUGCCUUGGUAUAAUACUCCUCUUGAAGCACCUUUGUGACAGUGAAUACACCACAGCCAAAUAUGAAUAGUUUACUCUUCCCAGUGUUCAAUCAUCAGUGUUUGUGUUUUCAGAAGCAUCCUUAUGUUUCUUUACACAACUAUAUGAUAUCAAUUAGUUUUUUUACGUUUUGCCUGUGUGGUUUACAAGGUUCACGAGGCAAAUAAAGUUCGUAUUUUUAAGGGAAAA